Molecule: messenger RNA, 1871 nt
Organism: Leptosomus discolor (cuckoo roller)
Lineage: Eukaryota; Metazoa; Chordata; Aves; Leptosomiformes; Leptosomidae
Source: RefSeq, a predicted model, not a curated record
UUGCUCAGUCUAACUGCCAGCAGUUUCUAAACACUGUAUGGUUUGGACAGAUGGCAGGCUAUCGACGGAAGCACACAUGCAAGAAAAUUUUGACUGUUUUGAUGGUUGGCAUUUUCUGGCCGGUUUUGUCCUUAUGUUACUUGUUAGCCCCUAAAUCUCGAGUAGGUCGAAUAAUUCAUACUCCUUUUAUGAAGUUUAUUAUUCAUGGAGCUUCAUAUUUCACGUUUCUGUUGCUACUUAAUUUGUAUUCCCUUGUCUACAAUGAGAAUAAGAAGAAUACAAUGGGACCAGCCCUUGAAAGAAUAGACUAUCUUCUGAUAAUAUGGCUAAUUGGAAUGGUGUGGUCAGAUGUUAAAAGACUCUGGUAUGAUGGUUUAGAAGACUUUUUAGAAGAAUCCCGUAAUCAGCUUAGUUUUGUCAUGAAUUCCCUGUAUUUGGCAACUUUUGCUCUCAAAGUAGUUGCCCAUAACAAGUUUCAUGAUUAUGCUGAAAGGAAGGACUGGGAUGCAUUCCAUCCUACCCUAGUGGCAGAAGGUCUUUUUGCUUUUGCUAAUGUUCUUAGUUAUCUGCGUCUCUUCUUCAUGUACACAACCAGCUCUAUUCUGGGACCACUCCAGAUUUCAAUGGGGCAGAUGCUACAAGAUUUUGGAAAAUUUCUGGGCAUGUUUCUUCUUGUCUUGUUCUCAUUCACAAUUGGAUUGACACAACUUUAUGAUAAAGGAUUUACUGUAAAUGAAGAAAAGGACUGUGCGGGUAUUUUCUGUGAACAACAGAGCAAUGACACAUUCCAUUCGUUUAUUGGCACGUGUUUUGCUCUGUUCUGGUAUAUAUUCUCCCUGGCACAUGUAGCAAUCUUUGUCACACGUUUCAGCUAUGGUGAAGAAUUACAGUCUUUUGUGGGUGCUGUUAUUGUUGGUACCUACAAUGUGGUGGUUGUGAUAGUAUUAACUAAACUCCUUGUGGCAAUGCUUCAUAAGAGUUUUCAGCUGAUAGCAAAUCAUGAAGAUAAGGAAUGGAAGUUUGCUCGUGCCAAGCUUUGGCUUAGCUACUUUGAUGACAAAUGCACGCUACCUCCACCUUUCAAUGUUAUUCCCUCUCCGAAGACUAUCUGUUAUCUUUUCAACAGUCUUAGUAAAUGGAUCUGCUCUCACACAUCAAGUGGCAAAGUGAAACGUCAGAACAGCCUAAAGGAAUGGAGAAAUCUGAAGCAGAAGAGAGAUGAGAAUUAUCAAAAGGUGAUGUGUUGCUUAGUCCACCGUUACUUGACUUCCAUGAGGCAGAAGAUGCAAAGCACGGAUCAGGCAACUGUGGAAAACCUAAACGAACUGAGGCAAGACUUGUCAAAAUUCCGAAACGAAAUGAGAGACCUGCUUGGCUUUCGAACUUCUAAAUAUGCUAUGUUUUAUCCAAGAAACUAAGGCCUAACUUUUAAAUGAAAAGUGUGUAGAUACCUAUAGGUGAAAGUGUUUACCUAAUUCUGUGGCCAGACCAAACAGAAGAUUAUUGCACAAUAAUACAUUUGAAACUGCAUUUGCAUGAGUUGCAGCUAGAUGCAGAAGUGGUGGAAAUAAAUGCAAAAACAGACAUAGUGAUUUUCUUAAGCUCUUAAUCUUAGUGUGUAUAUAAAAUUUGUAUAUAGGAAUUUUUUUAAUGUUCCUCAGGCUGUGGCUGUCGUAUUAGAGCUUCAUGACUAGCACAAUGUGUUUAUUUCUUCUAUUUUUGCUGUUUGUUCCUUUUUAAUACUUGUUUUUCAAGUUGUGGGAGAAGGUAGGCUUUUUAAAACAGAAAUCCAGCCUGUGUUUAUUUUUAAUAGAAAAGUCAGAUAUAGAAUAAUGGGAAAUUUCCAGCCCAGUUGGAAAUUAUGUUUGACU